This is a messenger RNA of Stylonychia lemnae, 681 nucleotides long. The record is from the annotation of a GenBank genome assembly. Lineage: Eukaryota; Ciliophora; Spirotrichea; Sporadotrichida; Oxytrichidae.
AUGGACAUGCAAAACAGAGCAGGUUCAAAGCCUGGAGCAGGUGGUAUGGCUUCUCAGAGUGAAUAAAAUCUUUAGCAUAAGGAACGACUCAAGAGAUUGCAUAUUGAAACAGCUGACGUGUCGAAUGAUCCUUAUAUCAUGAGAAAUCACUUAGGUUCAUUUGAAUGCAGGUUAUGCUUGACACUUCAUACUAAUGAGGCAUCUUAUCUAGCUCAUACAACUGGUAAAAAGCACUAAACUAAUCUUCAUAGAAGAUAAUUGAGAGAAAAUAAGGACAACUCAAAUUUGCCACAACCUAAGAUAAAGCACUAAAAGAAAAAUGCAAUUAAAAUUGGAAGGCCCGGAUACAGAGUGAUUAAGCAGAAAGAUCCAGAGAAUGGUUAAAAGUCACUUCUAUUUGAAAUUGAAUACCCUGAGAUCGAGCCUAAACUUUAGCCAAGAUAUAGAAUUAUGAGUGCAUACGAGCAAAAGGUUGAGACUCCUGACGAUAAAUAUCAAUAUUUACUGUUUGCUGCCGAGCCAUAUGAGACUGUUGCAUUCAAAAUACCUAAUAUGGAAAUAGACUAUUCAGAAGGCAAGUAUUUUGAUGCUUGGGAUAAAGAUCAAAGAAAAUAUACUCUACAGAUAUUCUUUAAGGAUAAGAAACUCUAUGUAACUAAAGUUGUUGCUACAAAGAAUUGA